Messenger RNA from Lepus europaeus (European hare), 2082 nucleotides. RefSeq names its product Rac family small GTPase 1 (gene RAC1). Gene Ontology annotation, cellular component: plasma membrane; cytoskeleton; cell cortex. The transcript is spliced from 7 exons. Gene Ontology annotation, molecular function: GTPase activity; GTP binding; protein kinase binding. Bases 80 to 715 code for a protein of 211 amino acids. Gene Ontology annotation, biological process: cortical cytoskeleton organization; establishment or maintenance of cell polarity; regulation of cell shape. Lineage: Eukaryota; Metazoa; Chordata; Mammalia; Lagomorpha; Leporidae. The record is from RefSeq and is a predicted model, not a curated record.
CGCUCGUCCGCCCGCCGCGCCCCGAGCCCGCCGCUUCCCGCCUCAGCGCCCGGCCGCCGCGGCCCAGCGAGCGGCCCAGAUGCAGGCCAUCAAGUGUGUGGUGGUGGGAGACGGAGCUGUGGGUAAGACUUGCCUGCUGAUCAGCUACACGACCAAUGCGUUCCCUGGAGAGUACAUCCCCACUGUCUUUGACAACUACUCUGCCAAUGUUAUGGUAGAUGGAAAACCAGUGAAUCUGGGCUUAUGGGAUACAGCCGGACAAGAAGAUUAUGACAGGUUACGGCCCCUGUCCUACCCACAAACAGUUGGAGAAGCGUAUGGUAAGGACAUUACGUCCAGGGGCAGAGACAAGCCGAUUGCCGACGUCUUCUUAAUUUGCUUUUCCCUUGUGAGUCCUGCAUCGUUUGAAAAUGUCCGUGCGAAGUGGUACCCCGAAGUGCGACACCAUUGUCCCAACACGCCCAUCAUCCUCGUGGGAACGAAGCUGGAUCUUCGGGAUGAUAAAGACACCAUUGAGAAGCUGAAGGAGAAGAAGCUGACACCCAUCACCUACCCGCAGGGCUUGGCCAUGGCCAAGGAGAUCGGUGCUGUGAAAUACCUGGAGUGCUCGGCCCUCACGCAGCGAGGCCUCAAGACAGUGUUCGACGAAGCGAUCCGCGCGGUCCUCUGCCCGCCUCCCGUCAAGAAGAGGAAGAGGAAGUGCCUGCUGCUGUGAGCGCCGCGUCCCCCGGCCCGGCCCUCAACCUUUGUACGCUUUGCUCAGAAACGGUGGAGCCUUCGCACUCAAUGCCAAGUUUUUGUUACAGAUUAAUUUUUCCAUAAAACCGUUUUGAACCAAUCAGUAAUUUUAAGGUUUCUGUUUUAAAUGUUAAGAGUUCAGACUCACCUUUAUUAAAAUUUAGCCCUAAAUGACAAGCCUCCUUAAAGCCUUAUUUUUCAAAAGCCCCUGUUCUUGCUCAGAGUAAGCGUUGCCAAAAUACCUUCCUACACGAAGUUGCAUUGUUGUGCUGAGAACACUAAGCACUAAGCACUAAGCGGUUGAAAGACCAGUGUAGCUCCCGGAGUUAGCGGUGCGGCUGCGUGCGCGGCAGUGUUCAGACGACAAAGCAGGACAGCCCCCCGCUGACAGGUGGCCACUUCACACAGCAGCCGCUUGUCAGCCCCUUCCCUACCUGACACCGCCCCGCACGGCACAGCUCAGCUCCGGAGCGCUCCGAUUUCCUAGUGAGUUUUCCGGAAACAGCCAGCCAGCUUCCGCCGAGAUGCUGACAGAACUCACGGAGCCUCUUAGUUGUGCGCGCUGUGGGGUGGAGGCAGCUGUGUCACAGGACGGAGACAGGAUUUUGACGGGAUAUGGAGGCGUGAGCUCGGGGUCACAGGCCAGCACCUGAGGGCGAGCCCUGUCCCCAGGAGCCGCGGAACAGAGCUGUUACCGGUCCCUGCAGCCUUCCUCCCACACCUGCCAUCCUCCCGGGCGGGCGUCCGUUCAUCUCUGAACUGGUCAUCCCGUAGUUGCCGACUUAGGAAGUGCUUUCCUUCUAGAGCCCUCCUCAAUGAGCAAUAUGCCUCCUUGUAUGAUAACGUCUGAUGAUGCGCUAGGAGCUUUUCCGUAGAUUAGUGCAAGUGCAUUCCCGUUUUCACGUUACUUUAUUCGAAGCUGAUUACGCGCUCUUAGUUCUCCAGUUACUAGGUGUAAAAAUCAUGUGUUGCAGCUUUACAGUUUUUAAGAGAUUUUAGAUACCCGUAAACUACGACCCUUCUAACAUCACCGUCUUGCCAGGUCCCCGACACCGUCACUAACACCGACCCUCACCUCGCCCCCACGGACACGCGCUUCCUGUCGUGGCUUCGCCCUAACAAGGUUCUCUCGGGUCUCUGAGGUUCUGUAAACUGUGCUAGUGCUGACGAUGUUCUGUACAGCCUCACUCACUGGCGAGAACACAGUGUUGGAACUUUCAACCACUAGAACAACGUUUUCUAAAUUGACAGUUGCAGAGUUGUGGAGUGUUUUUACAUUGAUCUUUUGCUAAUGCAAUUAGCAGUAUGUUUUGCAUGUAUGAAUUAAUAAACCCUUGAAUCGUA